Molecule: messenger RNA, 1128 nt
Organism: Gigantopelta aegis
Lineage: Eukaryota; Metazoa; Mollusca; Gastropoda; Neomphalida; Peltospiridae
Product: allatostatin-A receptor-like
Exons: 1
Coding region: 1-1128 (375 amino acids)
Biological process (GO): G protein-coupled receptor signaling pathway
Cellular component (GO): plasma membrane
Molecular function (GO): G protein-coupled receptor activity
Source: RefSeq, a predicted model, not a curated record
AUGGUGUCAAACGUCAUCAACUCAUCUUGGGUCAGGAACACAGAUCUGUCCGAUUUUACUACGGUUACCGAUGGUCAAGAAGAAGGCAAAGAAUAUAAUGGAACGGAUGUGGAUAGCUGGCCUUAUUUUCACCUACUGGGCUUUGAAUACUGGGUCAUUGUGGUGAUUAUCGUUUCCUUAGGCUUGCUCGGAAACGGCUUUUCCUUUUUAUUGAUGAGCGACGGCCAAUUUUCUCUCUUGUCCUACCCAAUUUAUUUAAAAGCACUAGCUGUAUCGGACAGCGCUCAACUGAUUACAAUGCUUGUUGAGGAGACUCAAAUGGCAUUUGGUUUCAACGAAGUCAGUAACUUCAGUGACGUCGUCUGCAAGUUGUGGCAAUACGUCAGAUACGGCACCAUGAUGCUAUCGCCAUGGUUGGUGGUUGGACUCAGUUUAGACAGGCUCGUCUGCGUUUUAUUCCCGAUGACACGUGACCGGUUCUGCACCAAGAAGAAGGCUUUGGUCGUUUGCUGCUGCCUCGCUCUGAUGUUUGCGGUGGUCAUGCUCCCAGUCCUGACCAGUCUUAGAGUGGAAGGGGGUCUGUGUGGUGGGAGUCGUGUGUCAGAUGCGCUGAUCGCUUUGUUCAUCGCCAUCCGCUUGAUUCUGUCAUCUACUCUCCCCUGCCUGCUCAUCGUCAUCCUCAACGUCGCCAUUAUAGACCGCAUUCGACGCAGCGCCACCUUCCGGAAGUCGUUCCCACCGAGUUCAAGAUCCGAUCGUAACAACCAAGACAGCUCGACGCGCCCUCUAGUGUUGGUCUCGGUCAUCGCAUUCCUCACUCUCCUGCCCUUCUCCAUCACAGAAUGCGUUCAGGUUCUGCUCAACUUAACCCAGAUUGAUCUAAAAGCUUUGCUUCUCACCAAAGAAAUAUGGCCGCUCUUUCAUCUCAUAUACAUGAUCAACUUCGGAAUCAAUUUCUUCAUCCUCAUGGCAAGUUCGGCCAAGUACCGAAACAUUUUCGCCACAAAAAUGAAAUGUCUGUAUUGCCAACAGAAAUAUCGACUGAAUUUGAGAUCAACUUCGCAAACAUCGACUAUUACUACGUCAUUCACUGACGAAGCCACCACCAGAACUGAAACUGAUAUGUGA